CGGCCUGGGGAGGGUGGAGUAUUGGCUGGAGAGUUUGUGAAAAGUUCUGAGAAGAGCAGGAGGAAGUGGGCACCAGUUGUGCUGCACCGGAGGCCGGGGAGCGAGGGGUCUCAAGUGACCCCUGGGAAACUCCGGUGUCAGGAAGGAGCUGAGCGCCUACAUGAAAGGAGGGACUUUCUCGGAAGUUCGCCCCUACCUGAGCCGGGAACUCCAGCUUCAGGAUCCGCUGCACUCCCCCCGCGUGCUGGCUCGGUGGCCGCGUCUACACACGACCCCUGAGGAUCCGGAUGGCCGUGAGGUGGACAUGGGCAGGCAAAAGCUGCCUGCUGCUGGCGCUUUUAACACUGGCUUAUAUUCUGGUGGAGUUCUCAGUCUCCACUUUGUAUGCCUCCUCGGGAGCUGACCGUGCCAGGGAGCUGGGGCCAAGGAGGCUCUCAGAUCAUGAGACAAGGGAAGAGGAUUUGUCUCAGCCUCUUUAUAAAAAGCCCCCUGCAGAUUCCCAUGCUCUUGGGGAAUGGGGGAGAGCAAGCAAACUCCAGCUCAAUGAGGGUGAACUGAAGCAGCAAGAAGAACUCAUUGAGAGAUACGCCAUCAACAUUUACCUCAGUGACAGGAUCUCCCUGCACCGCCACAUAGAGGAUAAAAGAAUGUAUGAGUGUAAAGCCAAGAAGUUCCACUACAGGUCGCUCCCCACCACCUCCGUUAUCAUAGCCUUUUAUAAUGAAGCCUGGUCCACUCUGCUUCGAACCAUUCACAGUGUUCUAGAAACUUCUCCAGCUGUGCUUUUAAAGGAGAUCAUCUUGGUGGAUGACUUAAGUGACAGAAUUUAUCUGAAGGCUCAACUUGAAGCUUAUAUCAGCAACCUCGAUAGAGUUCGCUUGAUUAGAACCCAUAAGAGAGAGGGGCUGGUCCGGGCCCGUCUGAUUGGGGCCACUUUUGCCACCGGGGAUGUCCUCACUUUCCUGGAUUGUCACUGUGAGUGUAACACUGGUUGGUUGGAACCGCUUUUGGAAAGGAUCAGUAGCGAUGAAACAGCAAUUGUAUGUCCUGUCAUUGACACCAUCGACUGGAAUACUUUCGAAUUCUAUAUGCAGACCGGGGAGCCCAUGAUUGGUGGUUUUGACUGGCGUUUGACCUUCCAGUGGCAUUCUGUCCCCAAACAUGAAAGGGACAGGCGGACAUCAAGAAUUGACCCCAUCAGGUCACCCACCAUGGCAGGAGGCCUGUUUGCUGUCAGCAAGAAGUAUUUUCAGUACCUGGGAACGUAUGACACUGGCAUGGAAGUCUGGGGAGGUGAAAACCUUGAGCUGUCUUUCAGGGUUUGGCAGUGCGGCGGCAAGCUGGAGAUCCACCCAUGUUCUCACGUGGGCCACGUGUUUCCCAAGCGGGCGCCCUACGCUCGCCCCAACUUCCUGCAGAACACCGCUAGGGCGGCGGAAGUGUGGAUGGAUGACUACAAAGAGCAUUUCUAUAACCUGGAACCCCCGCUCGAAAAAGAGACCUAUGGCGAUAUUUCUGAAAGGAAGUUACUGAGGGAACGGCUGCAAUGUAAGAGCUUCGACUGGUAUUUGAAAAACGUGUUCUCUAACUUACACGUUCCGGAGGAUAGACCUGGCUGGCACGGAGCCAUCCGCAGUAUGGGCAUCUCUUCAGAGUGUUUAGAUUAUAAUGCGCCGGACAACAACCCUACCGGUGCUAACCUUUCGCUGUUUGGAUGCCACGGUCAAGGGGGCAAUCAGUUCUUUGAAUAUACUUCAAACAAGGAAAUCAGAUUUAAUUCCGUGACGGAAUUAUGUGCAGAGGUCCCCCAACAAAAGGAUUAUGUAGGGAUGCAAAACUGCCCCAAAGAUGGGCUCCCCAUUCCAGUUAACAUCAUUUGGCAUUUUAAAGAAGACGGGACGAUUUUUCACCCUCACACAAGACUGUGUCUUAGUGCUUACCGGACAGCCGACGGCCGACCUAGCGUACAGAUGAAAACUUGUGAUGCCCUUGAUAAAAACCAGAUCUGGAGGUUCGAGAAAUAGACAAGCAGAAGAGCUUUUUGGGGCUGACUGUAGCCUCUGGAAAGUCACCCUGCCCAGUGAUGAUUGUACUUUUACCAGAAGUCACCUGGCAGCUGUCUGUAAGAACACUGGAAAGCCAUGGUUCAUCUGGGGAUAUCUCUCUGAAGCUGGGUACACAGAGCACUGCUGCUCAAUAUCUCAAAGUGCCUUCUUUGCUCUCGGGUUUUAUUUAAAAGCUUUGUCGAUAUGGUCUUCUGCAACUCCUUAAGGAAAGCUGCUGUGAACUGGGAUGCACAGAACACUUAAGUGUGGGCUGAGGGUGGAGCUUAGCAGUAGAAUGCUUAGCUAACGUGUGUAAGACCCUGAGUCCGACCCACUGCACCACAAAAUACGUGCAAGGCUUAAUAUUUAGAACAUAAAAGUCCAGGCAACAUGGGGUGAGAUUCGUUCUGAUUGGUAAAUUCAUUGCAUGAACUUUUUUUUUUUUAAUCAAAACAUGUGAAUGUGUAAUUAGAGCUAUUACUUUUUGAUUAUACCCUUUUAGUAAGCAUAUUAAAUUUUAGGUUUCUAAAAAAACUACUUGUCUUUGAUGAAAUAAAAGCUGAAGAAAUUUGAUCUUGAGGAAAAGGCCUGGGGUUGAUAUUUCACUGGAAGAGGGUCCUGGUCCGAAUGCAAGUUUGGAGGUUUUUAUUUUAUUUUAUUUUAUUUUAUUUUAUUUUAUUUUAUUUUAUUUUAUUUGAGAUAGAUCUUAUGCAUUCCAGGCUGGGCUUGAAAUCCUGAGUCUUGUAUCCACCUCUCACGUACUAGGAUUCCAGGCGUGUGCCUCCACAGCUGGUUCAGAGGUCCUUUUUGACAGACAGAUAUCUCAGAAAGACAGUGAGACCUUCACCUUCUGUUCUUUGUGACCGAGAGCUGUUGGACUGAACUGACCUAUAGCCUAAUACCUCACAUCACUCUGCUCUGUAAGCUGCACUCUCUGUGAACUUGUUUGUAAGUAAUAGGGCAUUUUCCCAUUGCACCUCCUCAGGUUAUGAAUGUGCUAGAAUGAAGCUCAUUCAGGAGACUGCCCCUCCCUUUGUUAAUGCCUGAUCAUUUGAAGUAAACACAACUUCCGCCUCCCUGAAGCUAAGCACCAAUGCAGUACUGAAAUGUGUAAACUGAAAGUGGGCCCAGUUCUGCAGAGUGUUCAACUCCCCCCAGAGUUCACGCUGACCCAGAAAUUUAGAGGCUUCAUCUUAAGAUUGCAAGUGGGAAAAAAGGCUGCUGUGGUCAUUGUUGAUUGGUGCCUUGAAGCUCCUCGAAGGCACAAGGCAGCCUGGCACUUGGGCAGCUGAACAUAGGUAGCGCCAAACAGCUGGACAGUGUUCAGUUUGGAAGAUGGAAAAUUGAUUUGUAAACUUAGGUGAGCUGAGCUCACCUGAAGUGGUGUGUUUCUCAGAGGAUAUUAUUAGAGUUGGUUUUAUAGUCAUUUUAUUUUGACAAUUCUUCAACUGCUUUUGCUUUUUAAAAGUUUUAAACUUUCAAAGCAGUUCUUUGACUAAGAAUAUAAAUAUUUCCCAAACUAAAUUAUUUCCGAAGUUCACCUGCCUUGCCUCAUUUUUACAGUUCCCUACUAACAUUUUAUCCAGAAAGCGCAGGCCAAAUUCGGGAGUGAGUCUCAGUUUCUUGACUCUGAUAUGAAAAAUGCAUGCUUCAUAGAGAACCAGCCCGCAGGAAUUCAUAAGAAAAAUUGUUUUCAGUGUUCACUUGACAGUUCAGCUGGAGAAGGGGAAUUUUGUAAACUCUGAAUUUAAGUAAAUUGUUUAGUGUGACCAUUGCAAAACAUUAAAGUUUGUGUGUACUUAU
This is a messenger RNA of Rattus rattus (black rat), 3848 nucleotides long. RefSeq names its product polypeptide N-acetylgalactosaminyltransferase 4-like. The record is from RefSeq and is a predicted model, not a curated record. NCBI's taxonomy places the organism in Eukaryota, Metazoa, Chordata, Mammalia, Rodentia, Muridae. Gene Ontology annotation, cellular component: Golgi apparatus.